GCGGCGGGACGGCGCGUUCAAAUCGAGUGCGGCUGCGGGCGGACAGGCGAAGGGCCCUAUACAGGAAAAAGAAGUUCUUCCAUCAUGGCCGACCCUUUCGUUCAGAGAAUGAUGGCAAGAAGCCAGGCUCGCAGAGCUGGGCUGAGCAAAAACAUAGGGGACGUUACCAACAAAGAGAACGCUGGAAUUUCAGGAACCACAAGAAGUCGUCUAAAGCAAAUAAAUUCCAUGUAUUCAGAUGAAGGUCAGUUAUCAGAGCCAGCAAUGCCCCUGCAGUUAGUUAAUAGUGAAACAACAGAAUGUAAGAUUCCGAAGAAGCAAUGUAGCCCAAGAAAGGCCCCCUCACCAGGCCUUGGCGAGUGUCAGGAUGGAGCUGAUUGUCUCAUAUCCAGUAAAGUGUCCACAAGUGUGGAACCUACUUCUCCUUGCCGAACUGGGCUGACAGCUCUUGCCAGGAGAUGUCAGCAGAUGAGGGAGUGGGAGGAUGACUACACAUAUCAUUCUACCAAUCAUGGCUCUCAGGUAGUGGUAGAGGGUAGCCCAGCUUUCUCUGCUUCACAAGUGCAUGGCCAACAUAAGAAUAUGCAUAAGCCAAGUUCAUCUGGAACGGUAACAUUGCAUGGAGCAACAACACAAGUAGUGGGUUGCACAACAGUAUCAUCCAUUGGUUUGCAGAGUCCCAUUUGCUCUGGUGAUUUAGCAUCCAACCUAGACACAGUGCCCAAAUACUUCUUCGGUGAUGGUCCUGCAGGUAUGGUUCAGGGUGCAGGUGGUGGGUUGUUAGCUGUCUCUGCUGCUUCAAGCAUGACACCCUCCUGCAGUAUUCCUAGUUCUCAUGCUUGUACAUCCUCUCAGUCCAAGUAUGCAUUAGAGUCAGAUCUGUCAAGAGCCAAGCAAAUGUUGUCACAGACAGAGAGCCCUGCCUCUCCUACCAAAAAGUUAAACUGGGACAGAGGACUCCUUAAUUCUCUGGAAACAGUAAAUGAGGAUUUGCAAAGCAUAUUGGAAGCACAAGGUUUUACUCCAACUGAGUCACGGUCUCGCCUUUAUUAUGACUUCAAGAAAGAAGGGAAGAUGAAACGAGACAUCUCUCCAGAGAAGCAAGUGCAGAUGACACAGGGUGAAGUAGGCUUCUCUAGUCCCACCCAAGCAAAAUGCUUGAGUCUGGCAGACAUUGUGAUGAGCAACAGCCCAAACAAGGUGAGGAGUCCACUAAAGGAAAGCUUGAACACAACUUCUGCCUGCUUAAAUGCAGCCAAGCCUGCCACUUCUAGUACUCCGCCACCGCCACCUCCUCUUCCACCUGUUGUUGUAUCGUGUCUCCCCAAAAGUCCAUGUUCUAGCCCUGCUAAGCAGCUUCCUUGUGUGUCCAGCCCAAGGCAGAACUCUAGGAAGGAACACACUCGAGAUCCUAGUCCUUCCAAGGUUGGUGAGAUGCGCAGCCGCUGGGAGCAGCACAUACGUGAUGCCUCGCCUGAGCGCCAGGACAGGUCACGGAGUCCCCAGAAAACUCUUUCUAGAUCCAUAAGUCCAAGGAAGCUACCAGCUGCUCAGAAUGCCAGCCCUGUGAAAUCCACGAGUUCUGUUGAUGUGGGCACUAUUGCAGGAGACCUAGCUUCUAGCCCAUAUAGGAUGAAAUCCCAAGGAGAUGGACCGCUAAAUCGAUUUGGUAAUGAGCGCAAGAGCCGGAGAGACCUAAGUCCCCAUAAACCCCCACCAGUUGGGGACAUUGUGAAGGGUGAAGCUCCUAUGCCUGCAGUGGUGCCACUCAUUGACCCACACGUGUCCUCUGUGAGGCAGCGGGCAGCAGCAUUUGAUUCUGCAGGUGGAAGCCGUGACCCAGAGAAGGACCCGGCAGAGCUGACACUUCAGGAACGACGAGCUCUCUUCAACAAGAAGCAAGCAGCUGCUUUGGUGCCCAAGGCUCCUUUUGGCCAGUCAGUGCCUGCCAAGAGCCUGCAAAGUGAAGAUGUGGGGCCUACUGCAGCAAAAUCUACUUCAGUAGCACACUCGCAGCCCGUUAAGAGGCCUUCCAAGAGGAUAGCCACAGAACCUGCCCCAGGCAUCUGUCAGAAGUUGCAGGAAAUCCAAAAAGGUAACCAGUCACCAAAUGCAUUCGAUGUGCAAAGGAAACACUUUGAAAAUAUCAAAGAUAACUGGCGUGAAAAUGAGAUCAAUAACAAAGUUCAGUUGGAAAGGCAGAGGGAAAUGGAGUUGCUGAUGAACAGAUUCAAGAAGCCAGUUCGUCCUCAGGUUGAGAUGAAAACAACUUCAGCAACACAUCAGUCAAUUAUGCAUGAGAGAUUAAGGGACCCAGAGGAGUCUGAGACUGAGUAUGCAGAGAGUGAAGAUUCCUAUGCUGAUUCCACAACAUCAGAGGAUACCUGUGCCAGGUUAGCACCAGCAGGACCUCCCAAGCCACCCAGACUCUACCUAGAAUCUUCGUCCUCAGCCUCUUCUGGAGCCAUCACAUCCCCUCCUGUCCCCGUUUCUCCUGCCAAAGAAAUCCCUGGAGGGUAUCGCUACUCUCCACCCACCAGACUUAACUCAACUGAGAUUGAAGAGGUGUGUGCGUCUCCAAAGAAAGAAUUUGUUCCACGGAUCAAGCCAGGCUGCCUUUUCCCAUCACUGUCAGAUAUUGAGUCUCAGUCAGAAGCUGUGGAUAGCCAAGAUGAAGAUGAUGUUGGUGAUUCCAGCUUUGCUGAGAGCAUCUUGACCUGCACUUCCAUGGAGAGCCUUGGACAGAAGAUACAGCAGGCUGCACAUGCUGGCAUCACCAAACAGUUGUCUACUAUUGCAGAAAGAACAGAAAUAAACAACUCACAUUAUGACUACGAGACUGGAAUGUCAGCAAGCACAAUGGAAGCAGUUGCUGCCAUUGACGAUGCUAUAGAUGAAGCCCUAGAUGAUGAGCCAACACCCCCUAAGAGGCAGUGUCCGCAAGAGGAAAUAGUUAUAAGUGCUUACAAAACCCCAAAGCUGAAUCAUGACUCCCCAAGCAAGAUUGAGGACAAUGAAAAUACUCUUGCUCACAGUUUAUCCAUGUAUCGCAAACAGAAACCAGCCGUGACGUACACGCCAGUGAGACAAAUAGUUCGUCGGCCUGAUUUGAGGUCUCCGACGCCAGAGCCAGCAGUGAGUCCUUCUGUCACUGUUAGUGCACGGAUCAGGGAACUCCAGGAGGAGGUGGAAGAACAGCAGCGUGUAAUAUCACAGGCAUCCAAUGCCAUCACAGUGGUACUGCAACGUGUGGAACAGCAAGGCACUCCACAGCAUGUUGAGGCCGAGAAACUGCUGCUGUUAGCUAGUCAGAAAAGGCAGACUGCUCUCAAUGAGAUCCAGAGACUGAAGACUGAGGGUGCCUUGGCUCAGCGCAGUUGGCCAGGGGAUGAGGAUUGCUGUCAGGGCUCCAUCAGCAUAUCCAGGAUAUCAGUUCCUCUCAAGCAGGACUUCAUCAAGAAGGGAAUUAGUGGUGACACCAUAUAUCAUCUGAUGGUCCUUGUGAAACACCGAGAUCAGGUCAUAUCUUCACAGCUGCUUACAACACCUGAGUGUGUGGUUGAUGGUGCUGUCACCUUCCCAAAUCUGAUGUCUUUGCAUCAUCUUACUUCUGACUUCAACAUUGCACUGGAAGUCUAUGCCCUAAGCACAGUUCAUCACCGGAACCUUAGCAUUAAAAAGGAGCAAAGCCGCAUGAAGCUGACCCCACUGAAGAGGUUGCAGAAGAAUGACUCGCGUUUGGCAUCCCCCUCUGUGCAGUCUCCUGGCGGCCCGUUUGCUGUUCGCAGCUCCUCCUUCCAGCUUGUUGGCUUCACCCACUUGAACAUUUCUACUCUCACCAGGAAUGCUUGGACACUUGAAAAGGUCCCUUUUUCCUCCCCAUUGGAUGGCCAUCUGCUGAUGAAUGUGAGUUGUAGCUUUGAGGGAGGCAUCACAGAGAGAGGUUUCCUCACAAUGUUUGAGGAUGUUGGGGGCUUUGGUGCUUGGAACAGAAGGUGGUGUGUCCUCAGCGGAAUGCACCUUCGGUACUGGAGAUAUCCAGAUGAUGAGACCAAGAAGGAUGCCAUUGGACAGAUUGAUCUACGUAGAUGCACAACACGGCGUGUAGAGCUUGUGGCAAGGGAUGUCUGUGCCCGUCAGCAUACCUUCCAGUUGACCUGCAUGCGUCCUGCAUACAGUGGGGAUAUUAAUAACCUUGUGCAAGAGAUUCAUGGUUCUGCUCUUGUUAGCAAGUUGCUCUUGUCUGCAGACAGCAAGGAGGAAAGAAUACUGUGGUGCAACAAGCUUAACAAGGCUUUGGCUAACAUCAGGGCUUGGGAUCCUGAUGCUCUUAGGCCAGAGGAUUACCAAGUAUAAUGGCCACAUCACUUUAAGGAUAUUUGCAGCUUGAAUAACAAAAAUUUGCUUUUGAGAAAUUAACACAAA
Penaeus indicus is the source of this 4425-nucleotide messenger RNA. Its product is annotated as anillin-like. Gene Ontology annotation, biological process: mitotic cytokinesis; actomyosin contractile ring assembly; septin ring organization. The transcript is spliced from 23 exons. Lineage: Eukaryota; Metazoa; Arthropoda; Malacostraca; Decapoda; Penaeidae. The coding region runs from base 85 to 4356 and encodes 1423 amino acids. Gene Ontology annotation, cellular component: actomyosin contractile ring. The record is from RefSeq and is a predicted model, not a curated record.